Messenger RNA from Pseudomassariella vexata, 973 nucleotides. RefSeq lists its product as uncharacterized. The transcript is spliced from 3 exons. The record is from RefSeq and is a predicted model, not a curated record. Lineage: Eukaryota; Fungi; Ascomycota; Sordariomycetes; Amphisphaeriales; Pseudomassariaceae. Bases 143 to 634 code for a protein of 163 amino acids.
GUUCCAUUAGUAAAUAUUUCUCAACGUCGUCUUAGAUGAUUUCGAAGGACGGAAUCUUGUUAAAUUCCAGUUUCGAAAUAGAUUGGGUCGUUGGUUCACACGCAGACUACAUAGGAAUAUAGCAGUUGAAAAAGCUGACACGAUGGAUCGAAGGAUUGAGGCGCUGUUAGACAGACUAGGUUGCCUUGCGCGCCCAUUAGCUGUUGGUUUCAGGCACCCGUUGCAAACAAAAGCCAACUGCUCGGCAAGGAUCUUUGGAUCUCACCCCUUCCCUUCCAUUCUUGACAUGUCGCCUCCUCGAUUUGCUUCGAAUUACUCAAACGGUACACGUUGUUCCGACAACAACCUCCUGCCCAGCAACAAGCCGUCGCAAGCAUCCGCACCAAAACGACUCAUCACGGAGACCCGCACCGUCGGUUCUUUGCCUAACCCAACCACAACUGCGACUUCACAAUCGCCUGCCUCGGGUCAGAGCUCCGCUGAAUACAGACGCACCAUGGCAGAUAGCAGCAACGCCAAUGCGUCCCGUCAGGAGGAUAUCCGUAAUCUCAGGGGCCAGCUCCUGGACCGUGUGGGGAAUCAGGGUAGGGGAAUGCGGGCAAAGAAUGGGCAAGGUGGGAGGCCAAAAGCUUAGUCUCCGAUAGUCGGCGAAGGAAUAUUGGAGUAUUGCCUUUCGAUGGCGGGCUUUUUGGGAUGUGAUAUAGGGUCCAUCUCUUGAACAGGUGGGCGGGGAUGCCGGAUUCAUAAACGCUUGCAGGGUAGGCAGCAAGUUGUGGUCGAAGAUUCACCUUGGAUUUAAAAUUGGAGGUUCCUUUGGUUCAAAGUCAGCGCAAACACACAUAUUCUAAACGCUGAUGGCAGCCAAGAGAUUUUGAAAUAAUCUUCUUGCAGCACCACACGGACGCGUAUUUCAGCUAUCCUACGUCUACUAGAGCAGAUCAAAUUUGAGCAAGUGUAGCUUGAAGGACGCAUU